Aureobasidium pullulans EXF-150 is the source of this 249-nucleotide messenger RNA. RefSeq lists its product as uncharacterized. The coding region runs from base 1 to 249 and encodes 82 amino acids. The record is from RefSeq and is a predicted model, not a curated record. The transcript has 2 exons. NCBI's taxonomy places the organism in Eukaryota, Fungi, Ascomycota, Dothideomycetes, Dothideales, Saccotheciaceae.
AUGACGAGAAGAAAGACUAACCCGAUCCCAGUCACUUGGAACCAGGAAGAUGCCUAUACCAGCACAUCCGGAAAACGCGCCCAGCGCCAGCAGAUCGAGACGCUCGUCCGAUGGAAAGCUCCCCAUGGCACAGUCAAGAUCGUGAUCUAUAACGGUUGGCAUGAUAGUCGUUCGGACUUCAUCAAUCAUGCCACUGCCGACUACUACCUUCGGGACGGUGGGAUGGUGCGUUAUCAUGUCUACCAGUAA